CCUGCCUGGCCAGCUGCCACUUGUGGCACAGUAGGUCUGUGCCCGUGGGCGUCACAAUUUCUAUUUGCAGUCUUCCAUUGACCAUGUCUAUGCAUGAUUAUUAUGUCAUUUAUGCUGGGCGUCGCUGCUGAUUUAUUCACUGUAGAACAUUCCUGCAACCUGCAAGGCCGUUGUCAAGACCAUGAGAGGAGCUGUUGGGCGUGACAGGAAGAGGACAGAAGGGGCACUGGAGCUGGGAAAGGUUAUUUUGGAUAAAGACAUUGUACCAUUUGAAAGUAUUCAGACUGAUAAUAAGACUGUACAGAAAAUUAUAACCAAUCAUCACAAUCAUAUACGGAGGCACGUCGAUCCACCAGCUGCUAAUAUGCUAAAAAUGGAAUGGAGCCCAAUUCUGGCAGAAUCAGCAAAAAAAUGGGCAGAUUGCUGCUAUUUGAAUCACAGCACCGUAAAACACAGAACACUGAAAGGCAGUGCUUGUGGAGAAAAUAUCCUGACUUCACCCGUACCUAUGUCAUGGAAAACGGUCAUCAAUCGGUGGGAGGCAGAGAAAAAAUUCUUAUACUUUGGAGUAGGGGCUGCAGUUGGUAAGGUUAUUGGACAUUUCACUCAGCUUGUUGCAGAUAACACAUAUCAAGUAGGAUGCGCUACUGCAUAUUGCGGAGAUUACUUCUAUGUCUGUCAUUAUUAUACUGCAGGAAAUGAACCUGAAACCCUCUACACUCCAUAUAAACCAGGGAAACCAUGCAGUGAGUGUAAGAAAGCCUGUGAUGGUAACAAGCUGUGCUUGAAUUAUUGUCCAUUUGCAAAUUUGGCGUCCAAUUGUAUCAAGGCGAUCUAUUACGACUUGUGCCAUUUUCAUGAUGUAAAACGUCAGUGCAGAACCGCGUGUGAAUGUAAGGGGAAAAUAAAAUAAACCCAAUAUGUCCCUGCAGGACCCUUCCCUUGGAUUUCGGGUUCUUUGUAUGUUGCAUUUGACGAUCCGUAGCACAGCAGUGUAACAUAUUUUACUGAAUAAAGAUGUAAA
Messenger RNA from Hyla sarda, 1024 nucleotides. RefSeq names its product cysteine-rich venom protein-like. The transcript has 7 exons. Bases 182 to 913 code for a protein of 243 amino acids. The record is from RefSeq and is a predicted model, not a curated record. NCBI's taxonomy places the organism in Eukaryota, Metazoa, Chordata, Amphibia, Anura, Hylidae.